AUGGAAGGUAUAAUGAAACUUGACGAGAAUGAAUCUACUUACUCAAAUCCUAAAAAUUUCCUUUCGUUACCAUAUCCAUACCUUGGUGAAAAAUUACCAAUAGAUAGAUUCGCCAUUGACAAUAAUCGUUAUUUUAACUUUAUGGGACGAAAGGAAUUCAGGAACAUUUUAGAAACCAUAAACAAACUUCGAUCUGGUACUGGAUACAUGAAAUUAUUUGUUUAUGGUACUGUCGGAUAUGGCAAGUCACAUAUCCUUUCAGCAAUUGCAUGCUUCCUUUUUCGAACAGGAAGACGUGUUGUAUUUCUUCCUGAUUGUCGCCAACUGGCAGUGGACCCAGUAGAUUAUACCAAGUCUGCCUUAUUUCUUGCCUAUCAUGAUGAUGAUGCAAAAAUAAACGAAAUUAAUUCCUGUGAAAAUUUUGAAAAUAUCGUAGAUUUUUGUAAAAAAUUACAAUUCAAAGAAAAGUUAUAUUUCAUUGUCGACCAAAUGAAUGCUUUAGAUGAACUUGAUAAUACUGGGAUUAGCUUAAAAAUUAAACAACAAAUUAAUAAAAUGAGCAAUUACCAUUAUUAUAUAAUGAGUUUUUCAGCUAACAAUAAGACAAUACUAUAUCUUAUGCAAAAGCAAACUGGUGAAUUAAAGAUCAAGCUUUAUGGAGGGUUUAAUGAGGAAGAGAUGGAAGAAUGGUGGAAAAAGUAUAGUUUGCCAGCAAUGAAUGAUCAGGAGAAGGAACGAAUCAAAGACAUCACAGGCAAAAUUCCACUAUUCUUAAACUUUUUGCUAGAAUAUAGUCACAAGAAUUUUGAAGAUGCAUUUGCAUAUCUAAAACAAAAAUUAAAGUCAAUAAUACAAAAGCCGAUAACAGAAUAUUCGGAAAAUCUACUAGGCAAUAAACAUACAUGGGAUCGUCAUGUUGGAUUAAUGUUGUCAUUCAUUACAAAUACACAUCCUAAACUGGGCUAUAGAAAAGAUGAUUAUGAUCAUCGUUACUUUUACAUCAAAGAUGACAAUAUCUGUUAUUAUGUCUGUGGGCUUAUACGAGAUUCCAUGGCUGAAUAUCUCUUUGAAAAAAGAGAAAUGGAAAUAUUUACAAAUAUAAAAUGGAUCAGUCGCAUAUCAGAUUUCAAAACCAACCCAUCGGUUAAGAGAUUUUUUGUUGAAAAGGCGUGUAUUGCUAGUAUUUUUAGGAAUGGAUUAAUGGCAAACCGUGUAAAUUUUAAGCCUGGUGGUAUGGAAUUUUUUUAUAACGAAAAAGAAAUUAAGUUUUCCUCGAAUAAAGAGAAAUGUAUAUUUUACUUACCAUGCUGUUGGAACCAAGAGGCCAUCAAUGGAUUACUGAUCUCGCAAACAAAGGAUAAAUUGUAUGUUGCCCCAGUACAGAUUACUCUUAAUAAGGAUAACCAUUCGGAUUCUGAGAGAAAGUUUUUCUCCAGUAUCUGGCCAAAUUUAAAACCAAACUUAUCAAGUUUUGAGGAUAAAUUGGAAAUAAUGUUCAUAUGGAUUACACACAGUAGUGAGACAGAUGAGUCGGUGGAAUGUAUAACUAAAGAAACACGGAAUAAAAAUCAUGAAAUUAAUCCCAAUUAUACUCAGGUAGUAAUUGGAUUUGGGAAUGUCAACAGUGAUAUUAAUAGAUAUUUACCUAAUCAAAUCGUUAAAAUUGAGAAAACAAACCGCGAAUCUGAUAAAGAGACUAAAGAACAAAAAAAUGCUCAAAGGAGAAGGGGAAGGCCCAAAAAAAGUUUGUAA
Messenger RNA from Rhizophagus irregularis DAOM 181602=DAOM 197198, 1752 nucleotides. RefSeq lists its product as uncharacterized. Lineage: Eukaryota; Fungi; Glomeromycota; Glomeromycetes; Glomerales; Glomeraceae. The record is from RefSeq and is a predicted model, not a curated record.